Messenger RNA from Salarias fasciatus (jewelled blenny), 982 nucleotides. RefSeq names its product ATPase H+ transporting V0 subunit cb (gene atp6v0cb). Gene Ontology annotation, cellular component: proton-transporting V-type ATPase, V0 domain. Gene Ontology annotation, molecular function: proton-transporting ATPase activity, rotational mechanism. The record is from RefSeq and is a predicted model, not a curated record. Gene Ontology annotation, biological process: proton transmembrane transport. The transcript is spliced from 3 exons. Lineage: Eukaryota; Metazoa; Chordata; Actinopteri; Blenniiformes; Blenniidae. Bases 236 to 694 code for a protein of 152 amino acids.
UCCGCUUCGCCAUUUUGUGCCUCUGCGCCGGCUAUUUAUCCGAGUCGUGACUGUUUGCUUCACUCUGCUAGUUAGCUGCCCAGACGGUUCCUGCUGUCGGCGCUGUUUGUAUGUAUCUCACGCCCGUGGCCUUCGAUAGCUUCUGUGAAGUGCCAAUUCUCUUUUUCACCCAUUACCGAUUAACAGUUUUGUAUAUUUAGUUUAUUUUUUUAUACGCAACUUGUCAAUAGAAAUAAUGUCUUCAGCUCCCGAAUACUCCCCGUUCUUCGCGGUCAUGGGUGCCUCUGCGGCGAUGGUGUUCAGCGCCUUGGGAGCAGCCUAUGGCACAGCGAAGAGUGGUACGGGUAUUGCUGCCAUGUCUGUGAUGAGGCCAGAGCUCAUCAUGAAGUCCAUCAUCCCCGUCGUCAUGGCGGGUAUUAUAGCCAUCUACGGCUUGGUAGUAGCAGUGCUGAUUGCCAACGGCAUCACAGCUGAUAUCAGUCUUUUCAAGAGUUUCCUCCACCUCGGAGCCGGGCUGAGCGUGGGACUCAGCGGGCUUGCGGCAGGAUUCGCCAUCGGCAUUGUCGGCGACGCGGGCGUGAGAGGCACAGCUCAGCAGCCCAGGCUUUUUGUGGGCAUGAUCCUCAUCUUGAUUUUCGCUGAGGUCUUGGGUCUCUACGGGCUCAUCGUUGCCCUCAUCCUGUCCACGAAAUAAAACACCAAGUCGUCUCCACUACAAGAUCUCUCUUUAUGUUGCUGCUGGAGGGAAAAAAAAAAAAAAAAGUAUACCGGGGGGGUAAAAAAUUGUAAAAAUUACUGUCACCCAAGAUGGAAGAAGUGAAGGCGGGGGAAAAAAAUAAUUGGUUCCAUGAAAAUGGUCUUAUCUCAACCAUCUGUACAGUCGUCCCAAUCUGAUAGUCAACUUGUAAAUGCGCAAUGUAGUGAUUUGUCUGUCUUGUAUGUGUGUGUGUUUGCGUGUGCGCGUGCGUGCGGAUGUGUUUAA